AUGAAGAUUUUACCAUACAAGAAGUUUGAUAAUAGUAUGGACAUUGCAGUCAAACAAUGGAAGCAUUGCAAGGAAUUGAUUAAGGACAUUAAAACUAAACAGGAUCGAUACGUCACAAAGUACAAGAAAGAGAUGUACAACUUAAAACCUCGUGAUUUAGUUAUGCAAUUAGAAGAGAGUGAUCUUCCAAAAUUAUUCCAACAUGAACAGAACAUCGUCCAUCAAUAUAAAACUAUUAUAUCUUUGAAAGAGUCACUUACAGAAAAGGAUGCAGUAAUUCACAUGGACUUCUCGGAAAACUACACAACUAAAUGCAACCAAGAAAUUCAGUCGUAUCAUUUUGGCGGCUCCAGGACUCAAAUUUCUUUGCAUACAGUGGUGGUUUACACAAAGGAUAAAGUAACAUCUCAUUGCACUGUGUCGUUAAAUUUAUCUCACAACGCUGGAGCCAUUUGGGCACAUUUACAGCCUGUCCUCAUAGGAUUGCCACCCUCUGUAGAAAACCUGCAUUUUUUGAGUGACGGUCCUGUAACCCAAUAUCGAAAUAAAACAAUGUUUUAUAUUUUGGGUUGCAGAAUCAAGGAUUUAUAUCCACUGGCUAUGAAAUACACGUGGAAUUUCCAUGAGGCGGGACAUGGGAAAGGGGCACCAGAUGGAAUCGGAGCUACAUGCAAACGUACUGCAGAUCAACUCAUAGCUCAGAGAGGUGACAUUACAAACUUGUACGACUUUGUAGCUGUGCUUCGAGAAGGGUGUCCAAAUAUACAGAUCUCUGUUAUCGAAGAUGUUGACAUAGAAAAAGUUAACAAAAUGAUCAAGAAACAUGAGAAAGAGCAGAAACCGUUUAAAGGAACUCUCUUAGUGCAUCAAGUCUCGGAUCAUAUUUAUAACCCUAAUAAACUUGUAUUGAAGUCACUAAGUUACUUCUGUGAUAAUGUUGGUUGUAAUCAUUAUAACUUGGGGACUAUAACGUACCAAAAGAACACACAGCGGCUUCAAGUUUCAGAUAUUUCCACGGAUUCUGAAGAUGAUAUGCCGUUAGCAAGUAUGAGGCACAUUGCGCAAGAAAAGUCUAAAACGAGCUAUGGCAGUGGAGAUUAUGUUCUAGUUAAGUUAAUAAUGAGGGAAAAAGAAUACCGAUACGCCGCAAUUUGCUCAAAAUAUGAUGAUGAAGAUGGAGAGCUGACAGUUACAUUCCUUAAAGUUUGCAAUGAAGAUGGCACAGAAUUUAAAAUAAAUGAUGAUAUCGCCGACGUGCCUUACGAAGACGUUAUGGAAAAACUGCCAGUUCCAAAUCUAAUCGUCAAGAGAAAUACUGUAUUUUACAAAUUUAAAAAACCCGUUAAUGUUUACGAGAAGUGAUAAAUAGUGAUAAAAAUAAAUACGAGGUACUAGGUAGUUUAAGUUUGAAAUAUUUGUGAUCUUAUAAUAAUUAAUGAAAGUCUGAAUAUUGUGUUCAAAUUAUAAUUUAGUUACUUAGAACUUUAGAAGGCUGAUUAUAUAAAAUAAUUGUUAAUUACUUGAGGACUAUUAGUAUUAAACUCAAAGUACAAUUUGAUUGUUAGAAAUAUUGAUACAUUAUUUUAAUGUGCAUAAUAAAUAAUAUAAAUUCUGUGAUUAUAGUUCAUAGAAUUUGUGAACUUAAGAGAUAAUUUGUUGUUUCAGUUGAUUUUGCACUAAAAAUGUUUGACAUAAUAACCGUGUUUGGCGUCAGUCCCUAUCACGUCUCGUCAGUCCCUAGAACACUGAUUUUAAAAAAUCAUAAAUAUCUCUAAAAAUAGCAAGUAAAGUGACUGGCCCUUUUAGAUGCAGCAAAGUAGAUGUUAUACCCACAGCAUAGAAUAUAAACUGUUCUGAUUUUUAACUAAAAACACCACUUUCAAAAUUACGUCAGAAGUUAACCAAAUUUCAGAUAACCACCCAU
Molecule: messenger RNA, 1924 nt
Organism: Brassicogethes aeneus
Lineage: Eukaryota; Metazoa; Arthropoda; Insecta; Coleoptera; Nitidulidae
Source: the annotation of a GenBank genome assembly